AUGGCUCCUCAAGUCUUCUUUAUUGGACUUGGCAACAUGGGCCAUGGCCUCCAACAUUGCUCAAAAGGCCAAAUUGGACAAGCCGUUGCUCAUCUCAACCGCACACAGAAACGAGCCGAUGACCUUUCGGCCAAGAUCGGUGGCAGCAAGUAA
Molecule: messenger RNA, 153 nt
Organism: Pestalotiopsis fici W106-1
Lineage: Eukaryota; Fungi; Ascomycota; Sordariomycetes; Amphisphaeriales; Sporocadaceae
Exons: 2
Coding region: 1-153 (50 amino acids)
Molecular function (GO): NADP binding
Source: RefSeq, a predicted model, not a curated record